Molecule: messenger RNA, 2682 nt
Organism: Anguilla anguilla (European eel)
Lineage: Eukaryota; Metazoa; Chordata; Actinopteri; Anguilliformes; Anguillidae
Gene: hpse
Product: heparanase
Exons: 12
Coding region: 200-1900 (566 amino acids)
Cellular component (GO): membrane; extracellular matrix
Molecular function (GO): hydrolase activity, acting on glycosyl bonds
Source: RefSeq, a predicted model, not a curated record
CCCCACAUGGUUGUUUGUUAGCAAUCUGCCCGUUCUAGUUCUAUAUGAUGAGCGUCAACAAGAGCACGAAAGGAUGAACCUCAUUUCCUCAAUGCUUGCCUGGCAGAUUCUAUUUUCAAAGAGUUUAAAUUAACGUUAUUAUAGUGAUCAUAGUAUGUAACUUUAGUGCUUAGAGAGGCGAGUGUGUUAAUUAGAACGCAUGUAUAUCAAGCCAGAGGCAGUAGGAUGUUUGUUUCGUUUCUGUAACGAUUUCUGUUGUCCUAAUGUGAUAAAAGCUGAUGCCAUCAUGUUGGGAUAUUUAAUUUUUGCCCUGUUUCAGGGACUAAACCUUGGUGCAUACACUGAUGUUAAGGAUUACGAUUCUGUAUCUGUAUCUAUGCAUGUGGAUAGAGUAUACAGAAGAGUGAACGACCACUUUCUGUCGGUAGCGAUAGAUGCCAGUUUAGUCGCCGAAGAGAAGUACAUGUACCUUUUGGGCUCUCCGAAACUAAAAACUCUAGCAAAAGAACUGACCCCUGCGUUUCUGCGAUUUGGUGGAACGAAACAAGACUUCAUGAUAUUCUCUCCUGAAAACGAUUUAUUAAAAUCAAGGGACUUUACGAAGACUUCGGAAUUUCAUCAAGAGGACGUAUGUCAGAGACUGGAGUUACCCUUACUUCUGGAGGACAGGCUGAAGAAGGAAUGGGCCGAACAGGAAGUCCUCCUUCAGAAAGAGGAAAUGGAGGGCAUCUAUAAGAGAGUCAAGUUCUCAGAAUAUGCAGUAGACCUGCUCUACACGUUUGCAAACUGCUCUGGGUUUGACCUCAUCUUUGGAUUGAACGCGCUCCUCAGAACGCAGGGAAAUUCCUGGGACAGCAGGAAUGCGGAGUUGCUCCUGAGCUACUGUGAAUCCAAACAGUACAACAUGUCCUGGGAACUGGGGAAUGAGCCCAACAGUUAUGAGAAGAAGGCAGGGAUCCGGGUGGACGGGCACCAGCUGGGCCAGGACUUUGUCCACCUGCGUAAGAUCCUCCAGGAAUCCAAAUUUUACCAAAUGGCCAAGCUCUACGGUCCUGACAUCGGCCAGCCCAGAGACCACCGGAGAGACUUGCUGGAAGGGUUUUUGGAGAGUGGUGCAAAGGCCAUAGAUGCAUGUACUUGGCACCACUACUAUGUCAAUGGAAGGGACACUUCAUUGGAAGAUUUCCUCGACCCUGAAGUACUGGAUACCUUUGCUACAAAAACCAAUGAAGUCCUUCAGACCAUUGACCUGGUGUCUCCUGGGAAGAAGGUGUGGCUUGGAGAGACCAGUUCCGCAUACGGGGGUGGUGCUCUGGGGCUCUCCGACACAUUUGUUGCUGGAUUCAUGUGGCUGGACAAACUUGGCCUUGCUGCUAAACUGGGCCUGGAUGUCGUCAUCAGGCAGGUCCUGGUUGGUUCUGGAACGUACCAUCUGGUGGAUGCUAACCUUGACCCACUUCCUGAUUAUUGGCUGUCAGUUCUGUACAAGAGGCUGGUUGGACCGGAGGUGCUGGAUGUUGCGUUCACCAUCAAUGGGGCAAGGAAACGAAGACUGCGCAUGUACCUGCACUGCACUAACAAGAGAGCCCCAAACCCCAAGACAGGCGCUGUCACCUUGUUCGCCCUGAAUCUGAGUCACGGCCCAGCAAGAAUUUCUCUGCCCUCCCAGUUUUCGAACAGCACGGUGGAGGCCUUUGUGCUGGAGGGCGGGGAGACUGGAGAACAUGGGUUGUACUCCAGGUCUGUCCGACUAAAUGGAGAGGUGCUGAAACUGGUGGAUGACAGAACCCUGCCCCCCCUCCAGGGGGCGCUCCUGCCCCCAGGGGACCAUCUCAAACUUCCCGCAUUCUCCUUUGCCUUCUACGUCCUGAGGGACGCCCACGCGCCGGGAUGCAGAUGAUGUUGAGCGGUUUGAACCGGUUUAGUCAACCGACAUCUACCGAGAGAAACCAGUUCAAUAUGACCGCAUUAUUUGUCAGAAGAUAUCAGGUACUGAGAGAGAGAGAGAGAGAGGGGCCAUAACCGGUUUAUUUCCAAAGUGACUACUGCCUGUUGUUUGCCUGUUUUUUUUCUUUCUGGAAAAUUGAUUCUGUUCAGUGAGUAUGUUUAAUGUUCAAAUGCUUUUCCAUACUUUCAUUAAGGUGAGGUUGAGUGAAAAACUGUUAUACAUCAAGAAAAUGCAAGUAACUAAAUAUUUAAUUCAUUUAAAGGGAUAUUGCAUAUAUUCACCUAAAAUUAGCAAACCAAUUUUCUUUCUUUUUUUUUUUUUUGCAUUCAUACUUGACCAAAAUCUGUUUUCAGUUUUAUAUAAUUUGCAUUUGAAAAAUACAAUAUCUAGUAUCAAAUCUGUUUAUGGAAUAAUUAUCAGAGCUACUUCAGUUUGGGGGUUAGCAUAAGAGUUCUUUGCAAAUGAACAUGUUGGCCUAAACUUUCCACUGGUCUGACUUUAAAUCAGACUGUAGGGCAGGAUAUUUUUUAUCCUUAACUUGAUGAAAUCAUCAAAAUGCACAUUUGUCUUGCAAGACUUUGCACUAUAGGUAAAUAUGAUAUAUUUGUUUUGAGUUUUAUAGUUCAGCUGAAUGUAUUGUGCAACAAAAUGGCUGCAUUCAAGCCCUGUAAAUGUAUGAUUCAUUCAUAAUGGAUCUUGAAAAUCUUGGCAAUGUGUUAUACUUUGGAAGCAUU